AAAUGACUAGCAGCAACAAGUAAAGGCUAAAGAAGAGAGAGAGAGAGAGGGAGAGAUCAUCUUAGUGACUGUUCUCCGCUGUUCGUUCCGACUCCUCUGCAACUCCAACGGUCCAACCCUGCUUGCCCGAACGACAAAAGCUUCUCUAUCUCGGCCGGAAACCUCCAUUCUUUCUGGCAAUAAAAUGUCUUUUACACCUGUACACUCAUAUUUUCGUCGAUUUCAGGGGCCGUGAUACCAAUUCUUGUUUCUGCCACAUUUCCCCUCUUUCCCUUUCUGUUCGCCAAACAUGUCGGUCUACAACACAGCGUUUUUGAACAGAGAACUCUCCAAGCCGACCUCAAUAUUCGGUCUUCACUUAUCGGUUGUCAUCGGAAUCUGCGUUGGAGUGUUCAUCGUUCUCGUUCUCUUCCUACUUUCUCUCUGCAUCACGUCUCGUUGCCGGAGAUCUCCCAAGUCGAAGCUCUCCGCAUCCAACCACACCCCCGUCGUCUCCAAGGAGAUCCAAGAGAUCGUCCAUGUCGCUACUCCGGAUCAGCGGCCGGUGCCGCCUGCCGUUCCCGAGAUCCAGAUUGACAUUGGCAAGCCGGAGCAUCGGGUAGUGUUCUCUGACAGGCCCUCAUCGCACGCAAGCGGAGAGUCUCGUUCAACUACUGCAACGGAUACGGUAUCGAUGUCUGGGGGCCCGCCGGAGGUUUCUCAUCUAGGGUGGGGUCACUGGUAUACUCUGAGGGAGCUUGAAGCGGCGACAAAUGGGUUAGCAGAUGAGAAUGUGAUUGGAGAAGGUGGGUAUGGAAUCGUUUAUCGAGGGGUAUUGCCUGAUAAUACGCUAGUCGCGGUGAAAAACCUGCUGAACAAUAGGGGUCAAGCUGAGAAGGAGUUUAAAGUAGAGGUGGAGGCAAUUGGGCGUGUUAGACACAAGAAUCUGGUUAGGUUGCUUGGAUAUUGUGUGGAGGGAGCUUACAGGAUGCUUGUUUAUGAGUAUGUAGACAAUGGAAAUUUGGAUCAGUGGCUUCAUGGGGAUGUAGGGCAAGUCAGCCCUCUAACAUGGGAUAUUCGGAUGAACAUUAUCCUUGGAACAGCAAAAGGUUUGGCUUACCUUCAUGAGGGCCUUGAACCAAAGGUUGUUCAUAGAGAUGUAAAAUCUAGUAAUAUACUACUAGAUCGACAGUGGAACCCCAAGGUCUCUGAUUUUGGGCUAGCUAAGCUUUUGUGCUCUGAAAGGACUUACGUGACAACUCGUGUGAUGGGAACAUUUGGCUAUGUAGCACCUGAAUAUGCCUGUACUGGUAUGUUGAAUGAGAGGAGUGAUGUCUAUAGCUUUGGAAUACUCAUGAUGGAGAUAAUUUCUGGCCGGAGCCCUGUAGAUUAUAGUCGACCACCUGGAGAGGUAAAUUUGGUAGAUUGGUUAAAAGCCAUGGUUGGAGACCGAAAGUCUGAGCAAGUAGUGGAUCCUAAGUUGCCAGAAAUGCCUCCUUCAAAGGCACUUAAACGGGUUCUUCUGGUUGCUCUUCGAUGUGUUGAUCCGGAUGCCAAGAAAAGGCCUAAAAUGGGGCAUGUCAUUCAUAUGCUUGAGGCUGAUGAUUUGCUACUACGUGAUGAACGUCGGAUUGGACGAGAGGCUAGCCAUUCCCAUCGUGAUUAUCCACCAGUGGAUCAGGAUGUUACAAGGUUGGGCAAUAUACAGUUGGCUGAAAAGGCCUCUGAUACAAGUGAAGGGGAAAGCAGUAGCAGUCAACACCAUCAAACAAGGUGGAGAUUGUGAAAAUGAGUAAAUUAGAUGGCUGACAAUUUAAAUCUGUCAUAGUUUCAGAAAAUUCAUUUUUCUACAGUUGGUCCAUUUUUCUUGAUAAUAGAUUCCAGAUCAUCAGAAAAUGAUUAUUUGCAUUUGUUGUAUGUUCAUUUAUCAAUUUAGGAUCCAUGAUGUCUUGAA
Messenger RNA from Nelumbo nucifera (sacred lotus), 1933 nucleotides. Its product is annotated as putative serine/threonine-protein kinase At1g01540. NCBI's taxonomy places the organism in Eukaryota, Viridiplantae, Streptophyta, Magnoliopsida, Proteales, Nelumbonaceae. Gene Ontology annotation, molecular function: ATP binding; protein kinase activity. The record is from RefSeq and is a predicted model, not a curated record. Gene Ontology annotation, biological process: protein phosphorylation.